AAUAUUCGGGUGACGGCGCUCAAACGUCCCGCCUCGCCGAUGCCCGUCAUGUCACCUGGAACCAAGAUGCAUUCGAGUAGACCGCGCUCUUCCUGACGACAUCGCAUCCGAUUCGCUCCCCGACCCACUUUCAAACCAUGGACAAAAUGCGUAGAUUCCUCGUCUAUUUCGUCAUCGUCACAAUUAUCAUGGCUGUCAUGUUCACGGAGGUUGAAGGUAGACGCAAAAUACUCCGUGGAAGAAAAACCAUCACCAGAACGUAUUACCGAAGUUUGGGAAUCCCUUCGUGGGUGUUAUUGACAAUAAUCGGCUUCGUUACGUUAGGUGUAAACGGUAUUGUAUAUGCCGUGCUAAGAAAAUUCAUUUUGUCCGACGAUGCGUAUAUGUUCAGCAGAGUAGUGGAACAUGAAGUUUAGCACCAACAGUUCCAGGAACCACUUAAAACGCACGCAGAUUGGGCGUAAGGAACCCCCUCCCACGCAUUCUGUUUCUAUGUGCGCUCGCAGAACAUUAAGCACAGUGUCAUAUCCACGAAAAACAUGUGAACUUUAGAAGUCUUUUUUUCUUCAUCAUUCUUGACGUACUAAAACCUCACACGCAGAUCAUUCGUGAUUGAUCCAAGCCCCAUUAAAGGUUGUCUGCUAUUUGAAAGUAAUAGAUACCGCCUCUAACGAAUCACUUCUAGGAAAAAGGUUGUCAGAUUUUGGAGACAGAGAUUUUUUUGGGUCAACAUCAAAAAGGAAAGCUUUUAUUUUCUUUGACGCAAUUCGCAAAAAAAAUAAUCCUCUCAGGUUUUAAAAUAUAUUAAGCACAGAAUAGAAUAUUGAAAUCAGUUUCUAUAAAAAAUUGCGAUGUUGCAAUUUUAGAAGAUAAUAUUGGCUUAUUCAAAUAUGUUCGAUUGAAUUUUAUCCUCAAUUCAUUUAAAAUUAGGGACUUGAAUCUAUUUAAAUGUAAUGUGGAUUGGUCCAUUUCGAAUGUCUCAUCUUGUGAGACCAUUCAGCAUGGAAGCGAAAAAAAUCACUACUUCUAGAGUUAAAUUUACGCAGAUUUGAAUGUAGGUAUGAGAACAUACACCAGUGAAAAAUAUUGUACCUCCACCCAGUACAUCCAACCAACCGUUCCGAUCAUUUGUACAAAACUAUGCAUGCUUGUCGAAUUAUACCUGUGUAGAUUGUUUCUGCAUUACGACCUUAUUUUAAAUUUCCCUGGACCAAUCACAACUAGCCACCAAUUAAAUUGAUCAUCCCGUAACCUUACUCUACCUAAAUUUAAGGAAAAAGUAUCAGCGAUCUUACAUGUAUACAUGUCUCCUUAGACUUAAGUUUUUAUACAACAAUAUAAUUUUAAAAAGAAAAAGAAAUACAUUUGUUUUCAACUAUUC
Bemisia tabaci is the source of this 1381-nucleotide messenger RNA. It is a transcript of the gene hoka, whose product is annotated as hoka. NCBI's taxonomy places the organism in Eukaryota, Metazoa, Arthropoda, Insecta, Hemiptera, Aleyrodidae. The record is from RefSeq and is a predicted model, not a curated record.